CUGUCGCGACGCGGCUCUCAGUUGCGAGUACCGCCAGAGCCAGUCAACCAGCCUGCCCGCCCGCCGUCGUGUGCCACCUCCGCAGCCAUGGUCCUGUCCGCCGAAGAUCGCAGAAUCCUUAAGCAGACCUGGGAAAAGGUGUGCGGCAUCCAGGAGGAAAUCGGCGCCGAGGCCCUGUUCAGGCUCUUCUGCGUGUUCCCCGCGUGUAAGACCUACUUCCCACACUUCGACCUGAGCCCCGGCUCGGCCCAGGUCCGCAACCACGGCAAGAAGGUGAUCAAGGCGCUGGAGGAGGGCCUCAAGAACCUCGACCACCUCCACGAAACCCUCGCGGAGCUCAGCAACCUGCACGCCUACAACCUGCGAGUGGACCCCGUCAACUUCAAGCUGCUGGCCCGCUGCCUGCAGGUGACGCUGGCCACCCACCUCAAGAGCGAUUUCAACGCCCUGGCCUACGCCGCCUGGGACAAGUACCUCGACUGCGUGGGCGAAGUGCUGGCCGAGAAGUACAGAUGAAGGCCGCCUCCUGAGCUGCCGUCGGGGCGCCUUGCUUAGGUGCUCCUCCUUUGUUGUGUGACUGAGCAAAAUAAAAGCCGUGAACUACA
Eublepharis macularius is the source of this 605-nucleotide messenger RNA. RefSeq names its product hemoglobin subunit alpha-D-like. The record is from RefSeq and is a predicted model, not a curated record. Gene Ontology annotation, molecular function: oxygen binding; organic acid binding; peroxidase activity. Gene Ontology annotation, cellular component: haptoglobin-hemoglobin complex; hemoglobin complex; blood microparticle. Bases 88 to 516 code for a protein of 142 amino acids. NCBI's taxonomy places the organism in Eukaryota, Metazoa, Chordata, Lepidosauria, Squamata, Eublepharidae. The transcript has 3 exons. Gene Ontology annotation, biological process: oxygen transport; hydrogen peroxide catabolic process.